GUGCGUUCAGUCAGCGAAACUAUUAGACGCACUUGAGGACACGUUAUUAUUACGGCUGUAGCACAUUCCGUAAGCCACUAUGUUUUCCAUAUUUACAAAGAUAAAGGAACGCGUCGAGGCUUUUUUGAACGAGAAGAAUUUUUUCACUGACUGUCUCAAUAAGAUCGAAGAAAAAACGGGUAUCAGGAAACGUUACCUGGCAGCCGGUGCUGUCUCCGUGACGGGAGCAUAUUUAUUAUUUGGCUAUGGAGCCUCUCUGCUCUGCAAUCUGAUUGGUUUCGUUUAUCCAGCAUAUUUUUCAAUAAAAGCCAUUGAAAGUCCUGGUAAAGAGGAUGACACACAAUGGCUGACAUAUUGGGUAAUCUACGGCUUCUUCAGCAUAGGUGAAUUCUUCUCUGACAUUUUUCUCUACUGGUUUCCAUUCUACUACAUAUGUAAGUGCCUGUUCCUUCUGUGGUGCAUGGCUCCAGUCUCCUGGAAUGGUUCUCAGAUUCUGUACAGGCAUGCGGUGCGCCCAUUUUUCCUGAAGCACGAAGUUAAAGUAGACGGUAUGGUCAAUGAUCUGAGUGGGAAGGCCAUGUCAGCAGCUGAGAACGUCACCAGAGAAGUUCUUCAAACUCUGGUGAGAAACAGAACUAUUGGUCCUGCCAUGCCUGAAGCCAAACAACUGACCAGUUCAACUCCUACUGAACCCACUGUUGACUAAAAGAUGGCCGACUGCACUCAUGCAAAGUCUCAGUUAUGUGAAGAGAAGAAUCACAUGACAACAAGUAAAAGGAGCGGCUUCCUCAAGAAAGACUUCAGAUGGGCACAAAGCAAUUUCAAGGCACACAUGUACUGAGGCAUUGAAUUGUUAAAAUCUGACGUGACAGUAUUGAGGACCUCAAUUCAUUAUCAUUUUGAAUUAUUAUGUGAAUUAUAAUUUAUCUUAUUUUCCUAAUGAUCAUGGUUAUCAGACAGUCAAUGUCAGGAUUUUUGGAUGUUAUAGCCUAAUAAUCAAAAAUAUUUGUUCCUCCUCCUAAGCUAAACAUGUUUUGAGUAUUUACAGCAGUCAUCGAAUAUGUAAUUGUCCAGAAAGUUUACAUGUCUUCAGCAUUUUUAUUUAAAAUGACACUUUUCAAUCAAAUUGCAAUU
Molecule: messenger RNA, 1134 nt
Organism: Xyrauchen texanus (razorback sucker)
Lineage: Eukaryota; Metazoa; Chordata; Actinopteri; Cypriniformes; Catostomidae
Gene: reep6
Product: receptor accessory protein 6
Exons: 7
Coding region: 80-706 (208 amino acids)
Source: RefSeq, a predicted model, not a curated record